AUGUCGGAAACGGUAGACGUCGUCAUCGACUCCCUCAUCAACGCCGGCGUCACGCACAUCUUCGGCGUGCCGGGCGCCAAGAUCGACUCCGUCUUCAACGCCCUCAUCGACCGGCCCGAGAUCAAGCUCGUCGUCUGCCGCCAUGAGCAGAACGCCGCCUUCAUCGCCGGCGCCAUCGGCCGCAUCACGGGGCGUCCCGGCGUCUGCAUAGCCACGUCGGGCCCCGGCACGAGCAACCUCGCCACGGGCCUCGUGACGGCCAACGACGAGGGCGCCCCCGUCGUCGCCAUCGUCGGCGACGUCAAGCGCGUCCAGGCCGCCAAGAAGACGCACCAGAGCCUGCGCGGCGUGCAGCUGCUCGGGCCCGUCACCAAGAAGGCCACCGGCGCCGUCCACCCGGACCAGGUCGCCGAGAUCAUGCUCGACGCCUUCCGCACCGCCACCGCCUACCCGCAGGGCGCCACCGCCGUCAGCCUGCCCAUCGACAUCAUGACGCUCGGCUCCAAGACGUCCAUCCCGGCGCUGCCGGCCGCCGCCUUCACGCCGCCCGAGUACGGCACGUCGCCGUCGGCGUCCCUGAGCCGGGCCGCGUCCAUGAUCCAGGACGCCAAGUUCCCCGUGCUGUUCCUCGGCGCGAGGGCCGCCACGCCCGAGGCCGUCGAGGCCGUCCACCGGUUCCUCCGGAAGCACCCGAUCCCCGUCGUCGAGACCUUCCAGGCGGCCGGCUCCAUCAGCCGCGAGCUCGCCCACCUCUUCUACGGCCGCAUCGGCCUCUUCCGCAACCAGCCGGGCGACAAGCUCCUCGCCCAGGCCGACCUCGUCGUCGUCGCCGGCUACGACCAGUCCGAGUACGACGCCGACGCGUGGCACAAGAGCCCGAGCCUCGAGAUCCUCCACCUCGACUGGGUCCCCGCCGACUACGGCGCCUUCUACAACCCCAAGCUCGAGCUCGUCGGGUCCAUUGCCGCCAACGUCAAGGCCCUCGGCGACAUCCUCGCGACUGUCUCGCGGCCGCAGGAGUCCGAGGCGGCCAGGGCCAUCUUUGCCGAGUUCCACGCCUGGGAGCAGAGCCCGGAAGCCCUGGGUCGGACAGCAGAAAGUGGCGGCGACGGGCCCGUCCACCCGCUCCACUUCAUCAAGCUGAUGCAGGGCCUGCUGCCGCCGUCGCCGACCGUCGCGUCGGACGUCGGCAGCAUGUACAUCUGGCUCUCGCGCUUCUACUUCGCCUACAGCCCCAAGUCGUUCCUCGUGUCCAACGUGCAGCAGACGCUCGGCGUCGCGCUGCCGUGGGCCAUCGGCGCGUCGCUCGCGCAGCGGCCGCCGUGCUCGCAAAAGGUCGUCAGCGUCAGCGGCGACGGCGGCUUCCUGUACAGCGGCCAGGAGCUGGUGACGGCGGUGCAGCAGGGGUGCAACAUCACGCACUUCAUCUGGAACGACGGCAAGUACAACAUGGUCGAGUUCCAGGAGGUCGACAAGUACGGCCGCAGCUCCGGCGUCGACCUGGGCGGCGUCGACUUUGUCAAGUACGCCGAGGCUUUUGGGGCCAAGGGGUUGCGCGUGAGCCGCUCGUCCGAGCUCGAGGCCGUCAUGAAGGAGGCCUUGAGCCACGAGGGCGUGUGCGUGGUCGAUGUCGACAUCGACUACUCGCACAACUACGAGCUCAUGAAGAACGUUAUCCAAGACAGCAUUAGCUGA
Molecule: messenger RNA, 1695 nt
Organism: Colletotrichum higginsianum IMI 349063
Lineage: Eukaryota; Fungi; Ascomycota; Sordariomycetes; Glomerellales; Glomerellaceae
Product: acetolactate synthase
Exons: 1
Coding region: 1-1695 (564 amino acids)
Biological process (GO): L-valine biosynthetic process; butanediol metabolic process
Cellular component (GO): acetolactate synthase complex
Molecular function (GO): acetolactate synthase activity; magnesium ion binding; flavin adenine dinucleotide binding
Source: RefSeq, a predicted model, not a curated record